AAAGUUCUUGUGAGACAACAACAAAACAAAAAUGUUGCAUAAAUCAUCAUUUCAUUUUAUUGUUUUUAUUAUCGUCGUCGUUAAUAUUUGUGAAUCGAUGGCAAGCAAAUCAUCGAAAUUCUCAUCACCAUCAUCAUCAUCAUCAUGUAACAAAACCGAAACUGAUCAAUGUGCAUUGAAUCUCAUACCAUUAACAAAUGAAUCAAUAUUACGGAAUCCACCAAAAACAUUAACGGAAAUCAAUCAUAUAUGUCAAAAUUUCAUGUUUCCAAUGGAAGGUUGUAUGCGUAGAUAUGCAAUGAAAUGUAUGACAAAAUCCGCACGACAACCAUUAUUAGUAAUGCUAUAUUCGGUGACAAAAUUGAAUAAAAAAAUUUGUUCAAUACGAAAACGUAAACAAAAUUUUCUAACAUUAAUUGAUUGUGUUUACAACAAUUUGGAUUUCUACUCUCAGCUGAUGUUUAAUUUAACACGUCAAAUGUAUGCAAUUUCCCGUGAUCAUCGUGAUAAACUUAAAUUUCCAAUGAUUUGUUGCUACGCUCAUCGACAAAACGAAUGGGUCAAAGUGCAAUUAUUGAAAGAUUGUCCGAACAACACAAGAGCUCACGAAGAAUUAAAUAAUUGGCUUGACAGUUAUACUGGUGAUUUAUUAAAUUUAUUUUGUGGUGAUUAUACUGAAGAUUCGGACAAAUGCGAUUCAUUACAAAUACCAAAAUGGUCAUCACGUGAUAAUGAAACAUUGCCAUGGAAAAGUUUCUUAAUGGUUUUGGUGGAUUUAUUAAAUGAUUUAAAAUGAGCCACACUCAUUACGAAAGAAACCUAUUGCCAGUGUACUUUUAAAACACUCAUUCACCACCACCACCAAAUCGAUUAAAUGUAAUUUCUCUGAAUGACAGACCAAAUGACGAAAAAUAAAAAAAAAUUCCAAGAAUUUUAAGUAAAAAUAAUUCAUCAACGACAAUGAAUCAAAAAA
Messenger RNA from Dermatophagoides farinae (American house dust mite), 973 nucleotides. RefSeq lists its product as uncharacterized. The record is from RefSeq and is a predicted model, not a curated record. Lineage: Eukaryota; Metazoa; Arthropoda; Arachnida; Sarcoptiformes; Pyroglyphidae.